Varanus komodoensis (Komodo dragon) is the source of this 2518-nucleotide messenger RNA. It is a transcript of the gene SLC35A3, whose product is annotated as solute carrier family 35 member A3. Gene Ontology annotation, biological process: pyrimidine nucleotide-sugar transmembrane transport. Gene Ontology annotation, molecular function: UDP-galactose transmembrane transporter activity. The transcript has 11 exons. The record is from RefSeq and is a predicted model, not a curated record. Gene Ontology annotation, cellular component: Golgi membrane. NCBI's taxonomy places the organism in Eukaryota, Metazoa, Chordata, Lepidosauria, Squamata, Varanidae. The coding region runs from base 175 to 1266 and encodes 363 amino acids.
GGAGCGAUGGAGGCAAAAGGAAGGUGGCAGCGCUGGGCUCUGCAGGUAUAUCCUAGAUAAAAUUUAAAUUGUGGCUUCAGGCUGUCCAGUGGUUGUGAGAGCAAUGCUGCAGCUGCCUAUCACCAGUGUUGAUUGAAUAACAUUAGGCUCUUCAACAUUUCAAGUUUUGGAAUCAUGGCAUCUAAUGAAGAGAAGAUUGUGCUUGAAAGAUGCUGUAAUAUCUGUGUUGAUGGCAACAUUCAGGACCAUGGCACUAUUCAGGACCAGGAAGGUGAUAGUCAAGCAAUGUCUACCAACUUAAAAUACCUUUCCCUGGGGAUAUUGGUCUUCCAGACAACUAGUUUGGUUUUGACUAUGCGUUAUUCUCGGACACUGAAAGAAGAAGGACCUCGUUAUUUAUCUUCAACUGCAGUGGUCAUUGCGGAGCUUUUGAAGAUUAUGGCCUGUAUUUUGUUGGUUUACAAAGACAGCAAGUGUAAUUUACGAUCUCUGAACAGAGUGCUACAUGAUGAAAUCCUUAAUAAGCCAAUGGAGACACUUAAGCUAGCCAUUCCUUCUGGGAUUUACACACUACAGAAUAAUCUGCUAUAUGUUGCCUUGUCAAAUCUGGAUGCAGCCACUUACCAGGUCACGUAUCAGCUGAAAAUUCUUACCACUGCAUUAUUUUCUGUGUCCAUGCUCAGUAAGAAAUUAGGUGUAUAUCAGUGGCUUUCAUUAAUGAUUUUGAUGGCUGGAGUUGCAUUUGUACAGUGGCCAUCAGAUUCACAGGUAGCAACAACUAAAGAACUUUCGGCAGGAUCACAAUUUGUGGGCCUGAUAGCAGUACUUAUAGCAUGCUUUUCAAGUGGAUUUGCUGGAGUGUAUUUUGAGAAAAUUUUGAAAGAAACAAAACAGUCAGUAUGGAUUAGGAAUAUUCAGCUAGGGUUUUUUGGUAGCAUAUUUGGAUUGAUGGGUGUGUACAUUUAUGAUGGGGAACUUGUAUCACAGAAUGGCUUUUUUCAAGGUUAUAACAAGCUUACCUGGAUAGUUGUCAUUCUGCAGGCACUUGGAGGACUUGUUAUAGCUGCUGUUAUAAAAUACGCAGACAACAUUUUGAAAGGAUUUGCAACAUCCUUGUCUAUUAUAUUGUCAACAUUAAUCUCAUACUUCUGGCUGCAAGAUUUUGUCCCUACAAGUGUUUUUUUCCUUGGAGCUGUUCUUGUAAUAGUUGCUACAUUCCUCUAUAGUUAUGACCCAAAGCCUGCAGUGAAUCCUAUUAAAGCAUAGCAGACUCUUUCAUACAAGACCAUUUUGCCAAGACUGUGCAUUCAGGACCUCAAAAUAACUCUGCACAGAAGACCAUCAAACACUAGAAAGGAAGAGUUUACACUGUAUCUGAAGAAUGACAUUAAAUAAUGGUAUAUGGGAUACAGAGGGGUCAAAAACAGAAAAUAGUAUGUGCCUCUGAAAAAGAAGAAAGGCCUACAGCAAAACUUGAAGGGAAAAUGCUGCCUCUAGUACUUACAGUUAGAAAUGCUUCCAGCUUGAACUCUGAGGUUGAAUCAGAAUGACUUACUGUUUUUGACAGCUACAGAAAUGUCCUAUGCACUCUUCUCGCAAGAGCUUGUAACAACACUUGUUGAAUCAUACCUGUUUUUGCAAAUUGACUAUUUCGUCUUAGUAAGUAUGUUUUUUUUAACUUGCUGUAUAUGUAUAUGUAUCAAAUCAGAGAAAUAAGAACUAGUUCUACAGUAAUAUUUCUGAUUUUGGUGUUCCUAUUUAAAAACCUGCAAAGUACGAUUGAAUUAUUCUCAUUUCCAGAUUUUUAGUAUUUUAUAUAGUAAGAUGAAUUAAUAAACAAACAUUAGUGUUAUACACACACACACACACACACACACACACAUUUCUUACAAUAAUCUUUCUUGAUAAGAUUCCAUGAGAGGAAGAAUAUAAUACUUUUACCGUUUGUGAAUUUCAUCAGUCAUGUGAGUGUGUAUAUGAGGAGGGGGAUGGGCUUGGUCACUAAGAGCUCAAUUCUGUGCAUGCUUAGACGGAAAAAGAUCCAGACUGGCUAGAGAAUGCUGCGAGUUGUAGGACCUUUUCUGUCUAAAGAUGUAUAGGAUUGCACUUCAACUAUGUUGCUGCACCAUUCCCAUUUAAAUAAAAGGAGGCCUUAUUUAAAUACAUGACAAGGCCUAUUGAAAUAAAAUGGUGGCAAGCACAACUACAGUGCCUGCUGUUUUUCGUGUGUUUGGCAAAUGGUCAUGAUACAGUGCCAUCACUCAGAUCAGAUAGGGGUGUGUUUGGUCGAAGAACAAUUCCUUUUCUCAAUAAGCAAAAAAAAAAAAAAAAAAGUGAUUAAUUUAGAGUUCAUUUCACUGCUUAAAUGUUUGAUUUGAAGAUACUUUUCAACUGUAUUUUUUUAAAGUAGCCAUUGUAACUAUUUUAAAGUAUUAUGGUUCCUUUUGGAGCUGCGGUGGUAUAUCAUGUGUAUAUACUGUACUAUAUUACAGAGCUUUAAAAAUACUUGGGAGAAUUA